Triticum urartu is the source of this 1848-nucleotide messenger RNA. It is a transcript of the gene FAS2, whose product is annotated as Transducin/WD40 repeat-like superfamily protein. Gene Ontology annotation, molecular function: protein binding. NCBI's taxonomy places the organism in Eukaryota, Viridiplantae, Streptophyta, Magnoliopsida, Poales, Poaceae. The record is from RefSeq and is a predicted model, not a curated record. Gene Ontology annotation, cellular component: nucleus; CAF-1 complex. Gene Ontology annotation, biological process: DNA replication-dependent chromatin assembly; nucleosome assembly.
CAUUUGGAGGGAGCGGAAGUAAAGUCGCGCGCCCAGUCCCCUCCAUUUUCCCGCCUUCCCCAAACCCUAGUCUCCGAGGCGAUUUUCGAUCCAUCCCACCGGAGAAGAAGACGACGGAGAGGAUGCGCGGCGGCACGGUGCAGAUCAACUGGCACGACCUGCAGCCGGUGCUCACCCUCGACUUCCACCCCGUAUCCCGCCGCCUCGCCACCGGCGGCGGAGACCACGACAUCAAGAUCUGGGCGAUAGCGUCGGAUGAGUCGGAGGAGAAGCUCCCCACCGCUUCCUACGUCAGCAGCCUCUCGUCUCACAGCUCCGCCGUCAAUGUUCUCCGCUUCUCUCCUUCUGGUGAAAAUCUGGCGUCCGGUGCUGAUGGUGGUGGUAUUAUCCUUUGGACAUUGCACUCCACUGAUGAUGGCGAGGCUUGGAAAAUACACAAAUCCUUAUUGUUCCAUCGCAAGGAUGUUCUUGACCUGCAGUGGUCGAGUGAUGGGUCAUACCUUGUUUCUGCUUCAGUUGACAACAGUUGCAUAAUAUGGGAUGCUAAUAAAGGUGUGGUGCAACAGAUGUUGGAAGGCCAUUUGCAUUAUGUUCAGGGGGUGGCAUGGGAUCCUCUGGGUCAAUAUAUUGCCUCUUUGAGCUCUGACAGAACUUGUAAAAUUUAUGCAAACAAGCCUCAAGGCAAAUCCAAGAAUACAGAGAAGAUGAACUUUGUUUGCCAGCAUACACUAGUGAAGGCAGAACUUCAAAAUCAUGACGAGUCUAAGCCACCAGUUAAAACUCAUUUGUUUCAUGAUGAGACAUUACCAUCUUUCUUCCGGAGGCUGGCAUGGUCACCGGAUGGGUCUUUUCUGGUACUGCCAGCAGGCCUGUGCAAAUACUCAUCUGAAGUGAUCAACACUGCCUAUAUUUUGUCAAGGAGAGACUUGUCAAGGCCUGCAAUACAACUCCCUGGUGCAAGUAAAGCUAUAGUAGCAGUUCGUUUUUGCCCUAUUGUUUUCACCCUACGUGGUUCUCAAUCAGAAGGUUUAUUCAAGCUUCCUUACCGAGCUGUUUUUGCCGUUGCCACUUUCAACUCUCUGUAUGUCUAUGACACCGAAAGUGCCGCUCCAAUUCUAAUACACGCUGGUCUACAUUAUGCCGCCAUUACGGAUAUUGCAUGGUCUCCUGAUGCGAAGUACUUGUCAUUGUCAUCACGAGAUGGUUACUGCACUAUUAUUGAGUUUGAGAAUGAGGAACUAGGGCAGCCACAUGCCCUCUCAGGAAAAAAGGAAGUUACAGAGGGAAAUGUCACAUGCAGAAAUACCAAGCCACCAACAGUAGAUAGCAUGGAAGUUGAUGUCAGUACCCGCAAAAUUAAGAAGUCAGGCAGCCCCGUGGGUACAGUGACACCUCCACCAGUGUUGGCCGAAAAUAGCACAUUGAGAAUGAAGGAAGGAAAUGUGGCCUGUGAACAUGCAAAGCCAAAGGCAGACAGCAUGGACGUUGGUGUUGGUGCCAGCAAAGCUAAGACGGAAGCCAGUCCUAUGUCUGUAGAGGUGACACCGCCACCAGUGUCAGCCCAGAAGAGUGCAUCGAGUAAGCCUACUAAGAAGCGAAUUACUCCUAUUGCAAUUAACUAAGUAGCAGAAGUAGUUAGAAUCAUGAUAUCCUUUGUAUUGACAACAAGUACUGGAAACUACAAAUUAGGUUACUCUGUAAAGAAAUGUAGCCUGCUGCUGUUUUCACCUUCUGCUGUAGUCCCAGAAAUCCACUCUGCUCAUGGCACGUAUGGAUCAAUUUUAUGGGCAGAAAGAUCAUGUCUAUUUGCGAGCACAUUUUGUUAAGAAGUAAUUUUCGCUAAGUGUC